AUGGACUUUAUAUCAAUCUCCGCGGUAUAUUAUCAUGCUCCACGCACGGAGAAUGUCAGCACUAUCCUCUGGUCAGAGGCACCAGAGGCGAAGGGCAAUCCGCAUCAUCCUGUCCAAAAGAUUAUGGGAAUGGAUCUAGGGCAGCGAGCACAGGACAAGGUUCUUGUGCAGCGUCACAUUUCAAAUGGUCCUAUCGAAGAAAUAAAUCCAGACCAACCACUCACCGAAGAAUAG
Molecule: messenger RNA, 234 nt
Organism: Letharia lupina
Lineage: Eukaryota; Fungi; Ascomycota; Lecanoromycetes; Lecanorales; Parmeliaceae
Exons: 2
Coding region: 1-234 (77 amino acids)
Source: RefSeq, a predicted model, not a curated record